AUGGAAGUCAUUACGCCAAUCAAACGCCGGGAUGGCAUCUUCUCCACACGCUUCGCUGGCGGACGUGUACCGCUCACUCCCUCACCCAAGACACCUCGUACUCAGGUGAUCUCCCAAGAGGUGCAGACCGAGAGCAUACACCAUGCCAACGCCUCGCUCAUGUCCCGCCUGCAACGCUCAGUCUCCAAGCCCACACGUGAGUCGCCCAAGUCCAACAUCGCCAGCCGUCCUUCGCGAGACUCUCCACGAAGGAUCGACCUCGGCCUCAGCGACUUCACACUCACAGGCACCGGUCCUCGUCCAAGCACAGCCGUCUCGGCCAAGAACACGCCGUCUCGUGCCCGCCACGGUCGUGCGACUUCCACACAGAGGACACCCAAGCGGACUCAGAGCAAAGUCAACUACACCGCGGCCGACCGGUUCAUCCCCAACCGCACCGCCAGCGAAGCCAUCUCCACAUCCGGCGCAGCUGUCAAGCUCGACUCCAACGAGCAGACCCCUGGACGGCGGCCAAAGUCGAGCGCAUCAAGCGAUGGGUCGGCGGUACUUGCUGCGAGUGCCGCCAGCGCUUUCGACAUUGGCCGUCCACAUUCUUCUUCUUCCCACGAUGCUUCUGCCGGUCUCUCUUUCGAAGGUCUUUCCCUCAAUGAUGGUCAAGAGGAUGACGAAGACGAGGCUCCCAAGACCAAGGCCAGCCCGAACACAGUUGCAUACCAGCAAUCCGUGGCCGAGGCUUGCGGUGUCUCCAUCAAGCAACGCAUCCUUGCCUUCAAGCCAGCGGCACCAGAGUCCUCCCGUCCCAUCGACCUCCGAUCCCAAUACAAUCGCCCCGUCAAGCCCGCCGCAGCUUCUGCAUCUCAAUUCCGUCGCCGUGUCCUCACAGCACCGGAGCGUGUCCUCGACGCACCAGGUCUAGUAGACGACUACUACCUCAACCUCCUCGACUGGUCCUCCGGCAACCAAGUCGCCAUCGGUCUCGAACGCAACGUCUACGUCUGGUCCGCCGAAUCCGGCACCGUCUCCUCCCUCCUCGAAUGCCCAGCCGACACCUACAUCUCCUCGGUCAAAUGGUCCGGCGACGGCGCCUACGUCGCCGCCGGCCUCGGCACAGGCGAAGUCCAAAUCUGGGACGUGGAAGACGGCACCAAACUCCGCUCCAUGUACGGCCACGACACGCGUGUCUCCGUCAUGGGCUGGAACAAACACGUCCUUUCCACCGGCGCCCGCUCGGGUCUAGUUUACAAUCACGACGUCCGCAUUGCCAACCACAAAAUCGCGGAACUCGUUUCCCACACCUCGGAAGUCUGCGGCCUGGAAUGGCGCGCCGAUGGCGCUCAGCUAGCGACAGGUGGCAACGACAACCUCGUCUCCAUCUGGGACGCCCGCCACCUCAACGCCCCGAAGUUCCAAAAGACGAACCACAAAGCCGCCGUCAAAGCCCUAGCCUGGUGCCCAUGGCAAUCUAACCUCCUCGCUACGGGCGGAGGCAGCCACGACCGCAACAUCCACUUCUGGAACACCACCUCGGGAGCCCGCGUCAACAGCAUCGAUACCGGAAGCCAAGUCACGUCCCUUCGCUGGUCGUUGGGAUACAAGGAACUCGUUUCCUCGUCCGGGUUCCCCGAUAACUCCCUUUCCAUCUGGUCUUAUCCUACCCUUGUCAAGAAUAUCGAGAUUCCCGCCCAUGAGUCGAGGGUUCUGCACAGCGCACUCAGCCCGGACGGACAGAUGCUCGCUACUGCUGCGGCGGACGAGAGUCUGAAGUUCUGGAAGGUUUUUGAGAAGAAGGCUGGCACGGCGAAUUUGGCGGGGUUGGCGAAUACGGCUGCUGCCAAGGGGUUGUCUAAGGCUACUACUAUUCGUUAG
This is a messenger RNA of Recurvomyces mirabilis, 1866 nucleotides long. RefSeq names its product WD repeat-containing protein slp1 (gene slp1). Gene Ontology annotation, biological process: positive regulation of anaphase-promoting complex-dependent catabolic process; positive regulation of ubiquitin protein ligase activity; anaphase-promoting complex-dependent catabolic process. Gene Ontology annotation, molecular function: ubiquitin ligase activator activity; protein binding; anaphase-promoting complex binding. The record is from RefSeq and is a predicted model, not a curated record. The transcript has a single exon. NCBI's taxonomy places the organism in Eukaryota, Fungi, Ascomycota, Dothideomycetes, Mycosphaerellales, Teratosphaeriaceae. Gene Ontology annotation, cellular component: anaphase-promoting complex. Bases 1 to 1866 code for a protein of 621 amino acids.